AUGGGGUGCGCGGCGAGCGCGGCGGCGACGGCGCUCCCGCCGCCGCCGCCGCCGCGCGCGGAUCGCGUCGACGCCGAGACGUCCCGCGAGCCGCCGCCGCGCGCGGAUCGCGUCGACGCCGAGACGUCCCGCGAGCCGCCGCCGUCCACGCCGUGCGGCGGCCCGCCGCCGCCGCCGUCGUCGUCGCGGCUGUUCGACGCGAUCCGACGGUCGCGCCGAUCGUCGAGCGACGCGAGCGCGUCGUCGUCUCGCGCGUCGUCGUCGUCGUCCUCGCCCGCGAUCUCGCGGAUCGGCCGAGGUCGCGGGCGGUUUGGCGACAGCCCGAUGACGCACGUGCGCGACGACGCGUACUACGCGUCUCGGCUCGCGCACCGCGCGCGGCGGCGGCGGCUCGAUCACGACGACGACAUCGACUGGCGCGACGACGACGACGGCGGCGGAGGAGGAGAGGAGGGCGGGGCGAUCGAGCGAGCGACGAAGACGAAAAACGCCGACCGCGGUGGAAUUACGAGCGCUUCUUCGUCUUCUUCCUACUCGCCGCGCGGCGGCGACGGCAUCGCCCCGGCGUGGCGCGCGUCCGACUGCGUCGCGCUCGCGGAGGUCAAGGCGCACCACGGCAAGGACGCGGAGGCGCUCGUCCUCCUCGGCCGCGCGCUCGACGCGCUGCGCGUUGAGAAGGGCGACGCGCACGACGACACGCUCGCGUGCGCGAAAAGAGUCGCGACCGCGUUGAGAAAAGUCGCCGACGCGUCGUCUCGCGCCGAGCUCGAAGACGUCGUCGUCUUCGCGCACGACGCGCUCGUCGCGCGGCACGGCGCGAAAGACGCGCGGACGCUGAGCGCGGCGCACGACGUCGGCGUCGUCAUGCGCGAGUCGGGGCGAACGCGCGACGCGAUCGCGUGGUUCAAGACGUGCGUCGAGGGGAGGGCGGAGGUUUUAGGCGACGCGCAUCCGCUGACGUUGAGGUGCGUUCUAUCUCACACUGGUUCCCAUACGACCGCGUCGGUGUGGUGA
This is a messenger RNA of Micromonas pusilla CCMP1545, 1014 nucleotides long. RefSeq lists its product as uncharacterized. NCBI's taxonomy places the organism in Eukaryota, Viridiplantae, Chlorophyta, Mamiellophyceae, Mamiellales, Mamiellaceae. The transcript has a single exon. The record is from RefSeq and is a predicted model, not a curated record. Gene Ontology annotation, molecular function: protein binding. The coding region runs from base 1 to 1014 and encodes 337 amino acids.